GGCGGGGGAUGAAGUAUAGGAUUACACAGCUAUUUCGGUGCAGCCACGUCAGUUUCGAGAUCCACCAUUUUUAAGACACAAGUUUACCGAGUCUUUGUUUUGCUCAUCUUUGAAGCGAGUAGGAACCGAGGUCCAUCUUUAAGAUGAAUUCUCUAUGGUUGGUCGCCCUUCUUGGGCUCGUUGUCGUCUGCAACGCAGGUACACUCAAAGGUUGUGGCGAGUGUGACAGAAGUGCCUGUCCGUCCGUCUCGUGUCUGGCGGGGAAGACACAAGAUGAGUGCAAAUGCUGCGAGAUUUGCUUGAAGAUGGAGGGUGAGGAAUGUAACCACAAACUGAAGCCUGAGGGGUACGGCGACUGCGGCACCGGACUGAAGUGCAGCAAGGUGGACGUCGGGCACUACUGCCUUUGCGAAACUGAUGAAAUCAUCUGCGGCAAAGAUGGCGUCACAUAUAACAACGUAUGUCAGAUGUUUGCUGCCGAGGCAAGGAGCGGAAAAAAGAUUCAGAUUAAAAAGUCUGGACCCUGCGAACCAGGUGCAACGAUCGUGACUCCCCCCGAGUUCACGCGUAACUACACUGGUGGAUCUGUGGUUUUGUCCUGCGAGGCUGUCGGCAACCCCACCCCCAACAUCGCCUGGCUCUUCACCAGAGUGGACGGCAAGUCCUUCUCCGUGCCAGGGGAUGACCAGUACAUGCUGACCGCCGCCCGUGGUGGCCCAGGGGCCUUCCAAAUCACCGGCUGGCUGCAGAUCGAGGGCCUGAAGAAGUCCCACGAGGGUGACUACACCUGUGUGGCCAAGAACUCGGAGAGCAAGGACUACGCCAAGGCGAGAAUCAAGGUCGUUGAUGGAUCUUUGGUGUGAGUGAACCACCUAUAAGCUGAAGCUCACCUGGCAACAGUUUGUUUAUCUGUCCGUCUGUAUGUUUGUCUGUCGGUCACGUGAUUGCAGCAGGGAAACAAGCAAGUAUUAAGAAAAGACUAUCCAAUCACUGUUAUGCGCUUCGUCGCCAUUUUUUGCUCAUUUCCGUACUCCGCGACUUGCACGUGAUGUGCCGAUCCAACAGCUGUAGAGAAAACUCUCAACCUUGGAGCAGAAAUACUAGUUUUUCAACAUCCUGUCUUUUGCACUAGUUGACAAGUCAACGUGCAUGUAAUCGCUUGCCAGUCAGACCUGCAAACGACUGUAAAAUAGAUCAAGUAAGCCAAGUGUCUCGGACCUGUUUUUUCAUUCACACAUGAUCGGAGUUUGUUUACGGACAUAGCCGAUGUCAGCCGAAUGAACUGAUACUGAUUCCAGAUCAGAAAUUUGCUCUGAAGAAACCGGUUUCCGUUUGGUGACGCGUGUAAAGUUACCUUGCUUGAUUCCCUGUCUGCUGAUUAUACUGAGUGAUUGUAUAGCACGCAUAUCGAUAUUUAACUUUAUUGAUUUCAAAUGGUGCUAGAGAUUAAAAAUCAAAUCAUUGUGUAAACUAUAUACUUAUACCAUUGAUGUUAGGCCUUUCAUAAUUUCCCAUGAAUGCAUAAUUGUGAUAUACUGGUUAUUGUGGUACACAUCUCCGAGUAUUUGUCAAAAUAUUAGCUCAAUACCAAACUGACUGUCGUUGCUGAACUUCAUGCUUCAGCCUUUGUACCAGGUGUUCAAGCUUUCUUUGAAAUGUGAACAUUGUAUUUGUUGAUUUGUCAUGAUGUACAAAGCCAAUUUAGAAACUUUGGAUCUUUAAAUAAAAUUCAGGAUUUUGAUUAAGCGAGAUUAAAAUGAUUUCUAUAAAUCUAGUCACAAGAUAUUUCUAAAUCGUGCAAUAAAUUGUUAAUCUAA
Molecule: messenger RNA, 1817 nt
Organism: Haliotis rufescens (red abalone)
Lineage: Eukaryota; Metazoa; Mollusca; Gastropoda; Lepetellida; Haliotidae
Product: insulin-like growth factor-binding protein-related protein 1
Exons: 4
Coding region: 144-863 (239 amino acids)
Biological process (GO): regulation of signal transduction; regulation of cell growth
Cellular component (GO): extracellular region
Molecular function (GO): insulin-like growth factor binding
Source: RefSeq, a predicted model, not a curated record